AUGUUUUCUGCAGUCUUCAGCCUCUUCUUAGAUCGCUUCUUCCAAUGCCCCGUCAAAUAUCUUCUGUGGGUGCUAUCGAUGGAGAUCGUCCUGCUCAUCUUCUUCUUCAUCUAUAUCUUCAUCCGCAAGAUUGCCUACAAGUCAAUCGAGCAGCUCAUUUCAUGUGCAGAUACGGGAGGCUUUGAGAACGAGAAAGAAGUGGAUUGGCACGACCGCAUCAUAUUGAGGAGUUAUAGGUACUCCGGAAAUACCCCUGUUGCUACCUAUCCCGAUGCGACACUUCUGGCAGCUGUUACGAUUUUGCCAAGUGCUGACAUGUCUGUCGCGUCCAUGGUCACCUUACCGAUAACGAAUAUCGAAACGGUCACUAUUCCCACAGUAAACGGGACCUUCAACUUCACAAUCGUUGCCUUACUAUGUCCAGUAACCGCAGAGACUGUGUGA
This is a messenger RNA of Penicillium pulvis, 444 nucleotides long. RefSeq lists its product as uncharacterized. The record is from RefSeq and is a predicted model, not a curated record. Bases 1 to 444 code for a protein of 147 amino acids. Lineage: Eukaryota; Fungi; Ascomycota; Eurotiomycetes; Eurotiales; Aspergillaceae. The transcript is spliced from 2 exons.